Molecule: messenger RNA, 2413 nt
Organism: Perca fluviatilis (European perch)
Lineage: Eukaryota; Metazoa; Chordata; Actinopteri; Perciformes; Percidae
Gene: stac
Product: SH3 and cysteine rich domain
Exons: 12
Coding region: 378-1718 (446 amino acids)
Biological process (GO): skeletal muscle contraction; positive regulation of voltage-gated calcium channel activity; positive regulation of protein localization to plasma membrane
Cellular component (GO): extrinsic component of cytoplasmic side of plasma membrane
Molecular function (GO): transmembrane transporter binding
Source: RefSeq, a predicted model, not a curated record
CCAUCAGAGUAUUGGCAGUGGCGCACGGCGCACAGCGUGGACUUGGAGAUGUCUUGGCAGCAUUACGCACUACGACGCGAUAAUCGCGAAAGCCUCCUUUAGAAGGACAGGACACUUUCAAGCCGAACCGGACUGCCUUUCAACUUUUGAUUUGGAAAGCACUCUAGCAGCCUCCUCAAGACGUUUUAUCAUCUUUUCCUGACGGCGGAUGAAAUUCGUAUCUCCCUCUUCGCAGUCAGCUGCAGCAGUGGAUCUGGAUAACUUCCUCUCCAGGUCACGGUGACUAUAGAGAAAUGGAAACGAUGUAGGCUAAACAGUUUGGAUAAAACAAACUCUACAGAGCAACAGUUUUUUUAGAGAUCCCGAAAAAAGGGAGGAUGAUCCCACCGACCAAUAUGAUUCAGGACGAAAGUGGGGGCAAAGAGGACGAACGGGACCAGGAUGAGACACCUAAAUCCCCGACGGCGAACGCCAGCCAGCAGGAAACAAAGAAUACUGUGAGGCCUGAACAUCACAAGCGCAAGCUGCAGAGACUCAAGCGCUCCUUGUCCUUCAAGACCAAGAGCAUCCGCAGCAAGAGCGCAGACAACUUCUUUCGAACCAGCAGUGACAACAAGAUGGAGCUGCUCUCGGACGUGAGCAGCAGCACUGGCCAUCUUUGCAACAUUGGGAUGGCCCCGCCGCACACCACCAGCCUCCCCAUCCCUCCGGUCCCUCCAGCCAUCCCUUCGGCUCCUCCUCCCACAUCGCGCUCCCAAACACGCAACCCGCUGCAGGUAGACUCGGCAGGACACUGCUUCAUGGAGCACAUCUUCAAGAAGCCCACGUUCUGUGACGUCUGCAACCACAUGAUCGUAGGUACAACAGCCAAGCAUGUGGUGUUCCUAGCGGGAAAUACAGCAAAGCACGGCCUCCGCUGCAAAGCCUGCAAGAUGAGCCUCCACCACAAAUGUGAGAAUGGAGUGGGACAGCAGCGCUGCAUGGGCAAACUGCCAAAAGGCUUUCGGCGGUACUACAGCUCUCCAUUACUGAUCCAGGAACAGUAUGGCUGCAUCAAAGAAGUCAUGCCCAUCGCCUGUGGCAAUAAGGUGGACCCUGUGUAUGAGGCCUUGAGAUUUGGGACGUCGCUAGCACAAAAGGCCAAGAGGGCCAGUGGCUCUGAGUCUCCACACAGAAACUCGACCAGUGACUUGGAUAAGGUUCCGGAGGAAGUAGUGGCUCACAGCAGUAGGCAGGAGCUGUCGAGAAAACACAGCGAUGAUGUUUUCACAGUCAUUGAGAACGGGACAGAGCAUUACCUCCAGCCAGAAAGAAACCCUGACGAUUUCCCGUUGGAACAGAUCCAGCUACAGAAAGAUGUCCUUAAGCUCAGAACGUAUGUGGCCUUGUUCAGCUUCACUCCCCAAGACAGCCAUGACCUGGAGAUGAGCGCGGGAGACAGAAUCUUAUUGGCUGACGACUCCAAUGAUGACUGGUGGAAGGGGAUAAUUGAGGACAGGAUUGGUUUCUUCCCAGCAGCCUAUGCUCAUCAGGUGCGGGUUGAAGACCAAGUGUUCAGGUGUACCAGGACAUUCAUUGGCUGUAAGGAACAAGGCCAGAUCACCCUGAAGGAGGGACAGAUCUGUGUGAGCAGUGAGAGUGAACGCAGCGGCUUCAUCAGAGUGGGGAGUGGAAAGAAGAGAGGCUUUGUGCCCUAUGACGUUUUGGAAAUCAUCUGAGACAAACAUUCAGAGAAAUGAAGAAAGAGAGAGAGAGAGAGAGAGAGAGAGAGAGAGAGAGAGAGAGAGAGAGAGAGAGAGUGAGUGAAAGACAGAGGGGGGGGGGGGGUAGGAUCUGUUGCCUGGAUGUUAGAGGAGGAGGAAAGUGAACCUGCAAAAUAGCUACAAGGAACCAGUGAGGGAGAUUUGAUGUCAUGGACAUAAAAGUGAUGCUGGCUUCGUCAAUGAUGAGGACUCUACUCAGUUGCAGGUCAGAGUCUCUGUACCUUACUUUACUUCCUCUCAGCACAGAGAAAGAUGCUGAAACGGCAGACUGUUUGUUGUUUGCAGGGAGACAGGAAAUCACUGUUUCACUGGACUUGACUUAAUUUAUAGAGCCAAUGUGUGUGUUACUUUUCCCCUUAGUUUUAUUCUGUUACAAGCUGUUCAUUUUUGGAAAGUGGAACAGCUUUCUGGCUGUUUCAGCCAAAGAAAAGGAAACACACACUUACUACAAUGAUUAUUUUUCAAGUUUUCAGCACACACAAUGGCAUUCCCCUUACAACUAGUUUAGUUUCUCAUGCUAAGCAUGCUUCGUGCUUUUAAUGCAAAGUAGUCUGCAAUAGACUCCGAAGUGUCUGAUUAUUUUGGAUGACAAAAUCCUUGGUGUCAAGAAAGGUGAUGGAAACAUUGAAUAAACAAAUACAAGAACAUUU